GAUCUAUGAAAUAGGUUGUACCCUUCGGCCUUUGUAGAUUCCCGUGACUGCUGAGACCUCCGUCCACGCUAAGCCAUAUUGGGACAACCGCCAUCAUCAUUGACCUCCACUUCCAACACUCGGCUUUCCUAGUGAAUUGCGACAUCUCUCUCCCUCCCAUCUCGCUUACAAGAACAGCUACAACACUCGUGUUCCUGCCUUGAUCUCGCGUCCCCUAGUCACACCGCCACGACCACAGCCGAGCUUGCCAGCUCAUCCUUCUGCCUGAUCAGCCGAUUACUUCAAUAGGCGUCGCUCGCUCCCUGCACGACGGCCUAACCCGCCAUCUGCUCCAACAACAUUACACUUAAUUCUACCGUCUCAGUCAUGUCCGAGUCAGCUAGUGCGAAUGCGCCGAAGCCGAGCAGCAGCGUCAAGCUAGUCCUACUCGGCGAAGCUGCUGUUGGCAAGUCGUCGCUCGUCCUUCGGUUCGUCAACAAUGAUUUCCAGGAGAACAAGGAGCCAACGAUCGGCGCCGCCUUUCUGACACAGAAAUGCACUCUUCCCACGCGCACAAUCAAGUUUGAGAUUUGGGAUACAGCCGGCCAGGAACGGUUCGCCUCACUUGCGCCAAUGUACUACCGCAAUGCCCAAGCCGCCCUUGUCGUCUACGAUGUCACGAAGCCAUCAUCGCUGACAAAAGCGAAGCACUGGGUUGCUGAGCUGCAGCGCCAGGCCAGCCCCGGGAUUGUCAUCGCUCUUGUCGGUAAUAAGCUGGACUUGACCAAUGACGGUGGCGAUGCUACGGGGGCUUCAUCCGCUCCCCAGGCCGAGUCCGAGUCGUCAGGACAAGAUGAAACCGAGGCUGACGAGGAGGCCGAGGAGCAGCUUGCUGCUUCGGGCGACGCUCGGAAAGUGUCAACCCGGGAAGCCAGCACCUACGCUGAAGAGGAGGGCUUGCUGUUCUUCGAGACCAGUGCAAAGAUUGGAACCAAUGUCGUGGAAGUCUUCACCGCUAUUGCCAACGCUAUUCCAGAGAGUAGCCUGAAGACCGGCCGGGGAGCUGGAGGUGCUGGACAGACUGCGCUGGGAAGCCGAUCGGGCGAGGAUUCUCGGGUUAACCUGAGAGAACGGGGCGCUGCGACAGCCAAGGAGGGUUGCGCUUGUUGAGCCGCGAGAUAACGUGGUUCUUUUGAAGUUUUUGCCUCGCAAUUUUCAUGGGUCCAGGCGUCUCCUUUUCUCUGUGCUCCUUUUCUUUGUAUUGCUCGUCGCGGCAGUACAUCCUUGUUAUCUAUCCCUGUGCUUAUAUACCUCGCCUUGUCUUUAGUCUUCGUCAGGUUUCGCAAUGUUAGAAUUGUAAAUUGCCCGAUACACACCAGCUCAUGAACCUUGUAUGCAGAGCCCCGCAGCCAAUGAGAGCCAGCCGAGGAAACUCGCCAGUGUCACGGGACCAGAAAUCACGG
This is a messenger RNA of Penicillium brasilianum, 1442 nucleotides long. Lineage: Eukaryota; Fungi; Ascomycota; Eurotiomycetes; Eurotiales; Aspergillaceae. The record is from the annotation of a GenBank genome assembly.